AAAUGUGAAAUUAGGCACUAACCGCCGCUCGCCGCGUCUUCUGCACUCCAUUCGACAAAGCGGCGCCAUUUCUGAAGUUCAAAUUGGCAGACGCAAGCUCACGGUCUCUUCCGCGCUAGGGCAUCGCAGUAGCGUGAAAAUUGAAACCUCCCCCAAGUCCCAUCCACCCGCCGCGGCCCCUCUGCCUCCCACCCACCCGCCGUCUGAGCCGCGCCGCCGUCCGCCGUCCGAGCCGCGCCCCUCUGCUCAGUGCUCACCCGCGUCGUCGACGCCUUCUCAUCCGGGCCGCGCGGUUUCUGUCUCAGGCGGAGCUCUAUCUCCGGCGUCGAUACCAGCCUCAGCCUGCCUCGUUUCCGGCGUCCGACGGCCUGAAUCUAACAGCAUCCGGCGGUCAGAAGUAGUCCAAGUAAUUGUGUUCGAGGAUAAUGAAUUAUUUCAGGAUUGAAUCUGAUCAGCGCAUGAGGAGGAGGAAUGAAACCAAUGUAUGGCAGAGUGAUCCUAAAGAUAGUUUUCAAAGAGAAUCAUGGGAUGCAAACAAUUGUUUCGAGAGUUUCCGUAUCUUGAAAGUCAAUAACAAUUUGGACAUAUAUGCUAAAAGAGCUAGCUUGAGUGUUGCUCCUGCCGUCGUAGCGAUACGAGUUUAUUCAGGUGAAAGGGCCGUAUGUGUGGGUUCAGGGUUCAUCUUGGAAUGCAAUGAACAAUUUCAAGCUACCAUCCUAACAUCUGGGACCCUCUUCACAGCUCAUGAUAAUUUAAGGGUGGUUGUGGUUCUUCCAAACAGAGAUCUCUGUCUUGGUGUAGUGGAAGUAUGUGACUUCCACUUAAACCUUGCCAUUGUCAGAAUUCAAGCAGCUCAAUUAUUACCGUGUGCAAAGUUAGGACGUAUCAAAGAUUCUGUGAUCCUCAACUCAGCCACAACUUCAUGGCAGUUGCGACCCCAGUGUGAUCAGUCUAGUGUUUUACUUCCAGGCCAUAAGUUAAUGGCACUUGGGCGCCACCAGGAUCGCAUGAGGGAUUUUAUGGCUGCCCCCGGUGAGUUGAGUAUUGAAGAUUGUGGAUUUGAUUGUAAGGAGCUAUUUUAUUCAACUUGUAGAAUCACAAAGAGUGGCAUUGGCGGACCAAUGAUCAAUCAAGAAGGAGAAGUCGUCGGAGUCAAUUUUUUUCACGUUAAUUUCACCCCUUUUCUUCCAAUAAACAUCAUUACCAAAUGGCUGGAGCAUUUUAAGAAAUCAAGGGACUGUCGCCGACUUUGUCAUGGAAUGAAAUUGCUUAAUCUCUAUGCUGUGCACUUACUUAUUUUGGAAAAGAUUAUCCAAAAGUUCCCCAAUCUUAAACAAGGAGUUAUGGUCGAUGAGGUUACUCCAAAUUCUCCAGCUGAAUCUGUUGGAAUAAGUUCGCAAGAUAUUAUAAUUGAGUGCGAUGGAGAAGUUGUCGAGGGUUGUUUACAGUUCUUUGAUUUGAUGUGGGACAAGGUCGGGAAGCGUAUAGACUUGGUUGUCGCAAGGCUUGAUGGGUCUCAUCAGAACUUUUCCAUAAUGGUUGCCGACAUUAAUCCUACUCAAUUUAACCGCUGGCCAUUGCCGACCCCUCAUAAAGAUCCAUUCGGUGAUGGCAUGUUUGACUCUUCUUCACCCGCCAGUGUCCUCAAGUUAGACGAGGGCACAUCACAAGCUACACGGAGAAAUGUAGCCUCAAAAUUAAAGAAGAGAAAAGGCAAGGUCACGUCGCAAUCAAAGAAGAGAAAAGGCAUCCAUCUUAACCUGUGUAAAAGAUUGGUCUUCUCUUAGCUCUCCAAUGUUCGCUACCAGCUGCAGCUGCAGUUUUAGGCUUGUCACUUCUGCCUAUUUGUUGACUAAUUGGCUUCAACUUAAAGUCCAACCAAAUACCUGAUUUUUGUUUGAUCUUUGUCUGCUAUCAGUUUGGUUUAUUUAUUGACUUUAUUCUACUAGUAGAAAUAUUAAAUUGCAUUAUGCAUAA
Salvia miltiorrhiza (redroot sage) is the source of this 1977-nucleotide messenger RNA. RefSeq names its product putative protease Do-like 14. NCBI's taxonomy places the organism in Eukaryota, Viridiplantae, Streptophyta, Magnoliopsida, Lamiales, Lamiaceae. Gene Ontology annotation, molecular function: protein binding. Bases 426 to 1787 code for a protein of 453 amino acids. The transcript has 12 exons. The record is from RefSeq and is a predicted model, not a curated record.